Fusarium sp. VM40 is the source of this 1827-nucleotide messenger RNA. Lineage: Eukaryota; Fungi; Ascomycota; Sordariomycetes; Hypocreales; Nectriaceae. The record is from the annotation of a GenBank genome assembly.
AUGUCGACUCCAACCCCAGGAGGGUUCUCGCUAUUCCCGAACCCAAACUCAUCCAAGCCGCCACCUGUUUCACGCAACCAAACCCCUCGACCUCGUCGCUCAGAGUCCCAUGAGCGCAGAGCUCCUACGCCCAGCGAUCGACGCGCUGCUACACCACAGCAGCGAGCCAUGACUCCCGAGCCAUCUCAGUCGCCUGAGCCUACGCCUGCGCCUGCAUCGCCGCCGAGGAAUGGACGACAGACACCGCAGAAUAGAUCGCACACACCUAUCGAGUUUGAGCCUGUCCGACAGCAGCAGCCUGAGCCCAAGCCUGUUAAAGUUCAACGGCCAAGACCGACAGUCCAGAUUCCAGGACGCUCCAAUACCGACUUCUCACAUCCGCCACCACAGCUUAUUCGCACCAGCAAUGAUCUGCCUCGGAAUUCGAUAGCCAAGCCGCCUCUGGGUGGCGAGACCACCGCACAGCCAUUGCGCUCUAUCUUUCCAGCGUACAACCCCGAGGUACCACUGGGCCAGCAGAACUAUGUUCCCACAGAGAUCCAACCCGCUCAGGUCCCACGAGCUGUAAUCAGUCGCCAAACAUACCAUGAGACACCAGCUGGGUCGACUUCGAGAAACCCGCUCAUUCGAAGCCCAGUUAUCAGCCCCAUGAGCAUCCAGUCAACGCAGACUUCUUCAUGGCCUCAUAGAGUCGUGCAGCAACAGGAACCUCCGCUCAUACCAACAGUCAGUUCAAAUGACCAGAUCAAGAACUACUGGAAAGUUGCCAAUGGAUGGCAAGCAUCGGCAUCCGAAGGCAGAGUCUACUGCAUGAAGUUGGCGCAAGAGAAAGACGCCCCUGUCUACAGUCUCUCAUCUGCAUCACAACCCUUCUAUAACCUCCGCUUAGACCCCACAUCAGCUUCAGCAUAUGUCACUCUCACAAGACAUGACCCCAACAAGCCUUAUAAAGCCCCCAAGCCUGAAGCCAGCUCUUCUGCAAGCAGCAUGAUCAGCGGCGUUGUCGGCCACAAUAGCAAUGGCUCGGGCAGUAAAAUCACCGACACAAAGCAUUGGCAGGAAGCCCUCACUACAACUCUGGAAGAAGAGUCUCGGAGGCAUCCUCCCAAUGAUGGCCUCGUGGCACUUCUCAUGCCGACGCCUGCGACCAAGAUGGCCAUUGAGCGAUCACAAGAUCCCUCGUCGGUCAUGUUGGCGGAGAGAGAAUGCGCACGCCUCGUCUGGGACGAGGAUAGCUCACAUCACUUCCUCGUUCACCCUGCUCUCGCGACGCCUUUCUGCGUGACCAUCGAGCGUUCUCCCUCGUGGUCUCGUGUUGAGUAUACUCUCGAGCACAACGAGUCGCCUCAACACCUUGCCAAGCUCACCCGCGACGGCACCGGUGGUGGCUGGCUGGAGAUUGACACUGGCAUCGCCUCCAAGAUUGAGUCAUACUUCAUCGUCGACGUGGCUGUGACAGCGCUUCUCCUCGUUGCCUCAGCCGACGAGAAGAACACGCCAGCUGCCGAAGUCUUCGAGCCUCCACCACCGUUGAUCCUCACAGCCAAGCAAGAGAAGCGUCUUAGCAAGAUUGGCAAGCGCGAAGAAAAGAAAGAGAAGAAGAAGCGCACCAUGGAAUCUUUCGAGAUUGACGUUGAAAGUCAGGAUGAGAGCUUAGGCAAGACCAAGACAAAAGAGCCAGCGGACAAACUCCCCUUCUUGAUCCGCGUAAUUGUCAAGAUCAUAAAGGGCCUGUUCGCGUGCUUCAUCUGGAUAUUGACCAUAAGCUUCAAGUGCGUCGGCGUCGCAUUCAAGGGGUGCUACAAAUGCAUUGGAUCAAAGUAUUAA